UAGGCCGUCGCGACGCUUUCAGUGGACGGACGAGGUGCAACUCGAGCAUUUCGGACAGUGAUUGAUUGGCUGGAAAGACAUGUGCGCAUAUUUCCAUUCAACUGGACACAGCAUUGUUCCCGAACACCCAAUUGACUCCCAUCCAACAAUUAUGCACUCUAUUUACUAUUGUUUUACUGUCAACUGCACAUGCAGCAUCCACUUUACGCAGUAAGAAAUGGUCCAUUGGGUUAUCUGCUGUCCCAAAUGGGAAGGAUCAAGAGCGAGAGGGUGCACAAGGAGCGCGUAGUGUAUAGGACGCAGGCGACGAAGCCGAGGAUCACCAGGAAGUCGCAUCCCGAUACCAGGGUUUCCGGCAGGAAGAGACCGUCCAACGGUGGCGGCGGACACGGUGGCAUGGACCUGCUACGCGGCGUCUACACUUUAGCCCAAACAAACCACGUGACAAUCGAUUCGGCAAUUUUACGUCUUCAUAGCAACGCUACUGUAAUUCUUCUUGUAACUUUUUCAAUUGCGGUAACCACUCGGCAAUAUGUCGGAAAUCCCAUCGAUUGCAUUCACACUAGAGAUAUUCCCGAAGACGUAUUGAAUACAUUCUGUUGGAUUCACUCAACUUAUACAGUUUUGGACGAAUUUAAAAAAAUUUCUAGUGACAAUACUUAUCCGGGUGUGGAAAAUACUGGGAAUCAUCCGACGAAGCAAGUCAAAUAUUACCAGUGGGUGGCUUUCACACUAUUUUUUCAGGCAAUACUAUUCUACACGCCCAGAUGGCUGUGGAAGUCGUGGGAGGGAGGGAAAAUCCACGCGUUGAUGAUGGAUUUGGACAUCGGCAUCUGCUCGGACAUCGAGAAGAAGCAGAAGAAGAAGCUGAUGAUCGACUACCUGUGGGAGAAUCUCAGAUACCACAAUUGGUGGGCGUACAAAUAUUAUAUUUGCGAAGUCUUGGCCUUAAUCAAUGUUGUUGGCCAGAUGUUCCUGAUGAACCGCUUCUUCGACGGCGCCUUCCUGAUGUUCGGCUUCGAGGUGAUCGCGUUCAUGAACAGCGACGAGGAGAACCGCGAGGAUCCGAUGAUACAGAUCUUUCCGCGGAUGACCAAGUGCACGUUCCACAAGUACGGCGUGUCCGGCGACUGGGAACGGCACGACUGCCUGUGCAUAUUGCCGCUGAACGUGGUGAACGAGAAGAUUUACGUGUUCCUGUGGUUCUGGUUCAUCAUACUGGCCGUGCUGACGUUUUUCACGGUGAUCUACCGCAUCGUGAUAAUAUUCUCGCCGCGGAUGAGAGUGUACUUGCUGAGGAUGAGGUACAGACUGGUCAGGAAGGAUGCGAUCGAUCUGUUGGUGAGACGGAGCAAGAUGGGUGACUGGUUUCUGUUUUACAUGUUGGGUGAGAACGUGGACUCCGUCAUAUUUCGCGAUGUGAUGCAGGAACUGGCCAAUAAAUUGAACCGGCACAAUUUUCAUCACGUGCCCGGUUUCAAAGGUGAAAUACAGGAGGCCUAGUUUAUGCACGUGCCUUCUUUCUAACCGAUUAUACUGCCCAAAGACAGGGAUGUACGCCAAUAAUACUCCGUAAUUGUAUUCUAGUCCGGCGACUCGAUACAGAAAUUGUUAAUAUUCAAGCAAAAUGCAUUCAACCAAAUGGACGAUAAACAAUAGGACAAUAAUAACAGUUUCUUGUAUCCCAACCUACAUUUACGUAUUUGUAAUAACAAAAGACUUGGAAGAGUGUGACUUCAUAAAAACGUGUUUAAUAAGGUUUUAAUUCAUAGGCCAUUCCAGCGAGAUGUUUGAAAUAAUAAUAACUAUGAAAUUGAGUAAAUCCGAACGUUCCAUUGUACUUAAUUUUAUGAAGGUCAGUAUUCUUCAAUUUAUAUUUUUUAUUUAUUGAUGUAUUUAUUAUUCGUUUAUUUAUUAUUAUUUAUUUUUGUAAUGAGUACAUCCCUUCCUUAGAUAAAGUUUUUGUUUAUGUUUGUAAUAUCAAUUGUUAUAGGUUACUAUUGUAUCUUUUUGUAUUUUAUAAAAUCUUUAAUAAAGGUUUUUUCAUAUUGUUA
This is a messenger RNA of Aethina tumida (small hive beetle), 2054 nucleotides long. Its product is annotated as innexin shaking-B. NCBI's taxonomy places the organism in Eukaryota, Metazoa, Arthropoda, Insecta, Coleoptera, Nitidulidae. The transcript is spliced from 6 exons. Gene Ontology annotation, cellular component: gap junction; plasma membrane. Bases 190 to 1503 code for a protein of 437 amino acids. The record is from RefSeq and is a predicted model, not a curated record. Gene Ontology annotation, molecular function: gap junction channel activity.